AUGACACAAUCCAAGUCUGCGAAACGCAAGCGUAAUGCACAGGGAGGCGCUCCCCAAAAGCACAUCAAGGUCACCAAGGCGGCCUUGGUCGCCAACCCAAUUGCCGCUGAUGAACCAUUCGAGAUCAAGCGUUUGCAGUCGGUCAUCUCAGAUGAAGAGCUCGAAGUGACGAUUGAUACUCUCGCCACACUGGCGCAAUAUCCAAGCCUGACAAAGUCCAAGCUUUGUAGAAACCUUCGAACAGCAGUGUAUGACUUUCGCCAGUCAUGCACGACAGGUGUCAAUGCUACCACGGAGGCUGCAAAUCUCACAGCAAAAGUGUCUGCUGCACUUGCUGAUGAAAAGUACCUCGAGGCAAAAAUCUUGCUGGCCGAGAUGCGUCUCAGAGGUGAGGAGCCGAAGCUGGGUGCACUCUGUCGCUGGGUGCGAGAUCUUGACGUUAUAACGCAGCCAAGACAAACACAUGCCAAUGACCCUGAACGCUCUGCAAAGGAUGAUGAGCUUCUCAGCGUAUUGGAUGCCGUCCUACGUGUAAGCUGCCCAGUGGAUGACAACAUGGAGUUGGGGAAGCGUUUGGCUGGACUGUCUUCUCGAAUCGCUUUCCAAGCAACAUGGGAUCUGCGAUCAUCUACCACAACACAUCAGAUCUAUGACUCGGUUUUGGACAAAUCAAUACUUUCAUCAGCACCCAGCAACGCGGCCUCUUCUCUGCGUAUCAUCGAAACAACUCCUGGCCCCCUCCGCAAUCCUCCCAACUAUCACCCAGCAAUUCUCUACACCACGCAGCCUGAUACCGUGCUGCUAUCAUCAGAAUCUCCUCAGAUUGAACUUCAUAAACAUCCAAACGUGGCCAAUCUCAGCCUCGCAACGAACGUUCUUUCACCGGAGGAAUGCAAGGCGAUUAUUGCCAUUGGAGAGACUGUUGGUUUCCUGCCCGACAUUCCCGUGCGCGAGGGCGGUGAUACGAGUGUUUUGGCGCACAAUUUCUACUGGGUCGUCGACACAUCAUUCCAUGAUAGGCUGUGGGCGCGCAUGUCACCUUUUGUGCCCGAAUCUGUCAAUGGACGCUUAGCUCGUGGCAUUAACCGACGUUUCCGUGUGUACCGAUACGUCCCUGGUGCAGAAUAUCGAUGUCACAUCGACGGAGCAUGGCCGCCGUCUGGUAUUCGCCCAGACGAUACAUAUGUAUACGACGACUCUCCCGCUGGAAAAAAGCAAAGCUCGUUAUUUACCUUCCUAUUGUACCUCAAUGAUGAAUUCGAAGGAGGCCAAACAACGUUUUUUGUCCCAGCCCCGUCAGAAGGAAAACUCAAUGCCUAUCGAGUGCGUCCAGUCAUAGGUGGCGUGGCUAUAUUUCCACAUGGGGAAACCAACGGAGCACUACUACAUGAAGGCUCAAGCGUCACCAAGGGCGCCAAGUACAUUAUUCGAACAGACGUCGAGUAUGACAUUGAUCCUUCUGAGGGGAAGUAA
Trichoderma atroviride IMI 206040 is the source of this 1473-nucleotide messenger RNA. Lineage: Eukaryota; Fungi; Ascomycota; Sordariomycetes; Hypocreales; Hypocreaceae. The record is from RefSeq and is a predicted model, not a curated record.